Messenger RNA from Pterocles gutturalis (yellow-throated sandgrouse), 3919 nucleotides. It is a transcript of the gene PLXNC1, whose product is annotated as plexin C1. Gene Ontology annotation, biological process: positive regulation of axonogenesis; negative regulation of cell adhesion; regulation of cell shape. The transcript is spliced from 31 exons. The annotation marks the transcript as partial. Gene Ontology annotation, cellular component: semaphorin receptor complex. Gene Ontology annotation, molecular function: semaphorin receptor activity; protein binding. The record is from RefSeq and is a predicted model, not a curated record. NCBI's taxonomy places the organism in Eukaryota, Metazoa, Chordata, Aves, Pterocliformes, Pteroclidae.
CCCGGCGUGCGCAGCAACCUGCUGCUGCCCUACGAGGAGGCUGGAGGGCAGGGGGUCCUGCUGGCCGGCUGGACCCAGAAGGACGGCACCUCCAGCCUACCGGCAGCGCCUGAACCGCAGCGAGGUGGUCAGCUGCCUGCCCGACGGCUCCACCGCCGGCGUCGUCUUCCAGCUGGCCGGAGCGUGGUACCUGGCCGUGGCGGCCCCCUACCCGGCGGGGCCCCACGGGGACGGGCUGUGAGCCCUCCCAGUCGGACGAGGCGACUGUCAUCACGCCGCAGUGCCAAGGCCUGGAAUGCCACCGCCGUCUGCAUCUUUGGGAUGGAGGAGAUGAAGGAGCAAGCCUGUGCAUCCACGCACUUCAUCAUGAACGGGAACAGCUGUGAGGCACGAUCAAUCAAGAAGUUACCUACCUUGAUUCACUCUGGAUUAGUGGCUGUUUAUGGCACAGUUGUUUUGAAUCAGAUAGUUCUCUUCUUGGGAACAGAUGAUGGACAGUUACUGAAGGCUAUUCUUAGUGAUGAUAUGGAAUCUAAUUGCCCAGAGGUUUUAUACGAAAUUAAGGAAGAAACCUCCAUUUUCCCCAAGCUUCGACUUGAUCCAAUAGAUAAUAACUACAUCUAUCUGUCCUCUGCCAAUAAGGUGAGAAGAAUACCAGUUGCAAAUUGCAGUAGAUACGUUUCCGAGCAAGAAUGCUUAUCUGCAAAGGAUCCCUACUGUGGGUGGUGUUCUUUGAAUCGAAGGUGCACGUUAAAAGAAAAUUGUACACGUUCAAACAGCAUAAAGGGUUGGUAUAACAUUUCACAUGCACCUGAUAAAGAUCUGAAAAUCCUGCUAAGUUUCCCUGCCAAAAAUCAGGUUGCUGUGGCUGCAAGCAUAAGCAAAAUCCUUAUUUCCUGUGUGAUAAAAAUUGUAAAACCUGUUGAAAUAUUUUAUGAAAAUGUAGUGCUGAAAAACUCAUCCUGUUUCUGCAAUAUAACCACUCCAGUGAUAACUGAUAAUGCUGCUCACGGUGUAUACACAAGGGAUAGUUGUAAUGCAGCUGCUUCCAAGGGGAUCACCACUGCGCAGGAAACAGAGCAUAUCAGCAUUCAUUCCAUUGAGCCUUUGUGGAUUUCUACAUUAGGCAAAAGUGAGAUAACAGUCAAAGGAGAAAACUUUACACGUGCAUCAGGCAUAAAACUGAUACUGACUGGAAUCACUGGCUGUAAACCAGACAUCAUUAAAGUUAGAAAUGUGCUAAAUGAUACACAAAUGACAUUUGCUCUCCCACCAACACGUAAAGAGGCCAAAAGUAUAUGUAUACAGGCUAAUGGGAAAAAGUGUUCACCACCAAUGACUCUGCAUUAUGUUUCACUGCCAUCGUGUCUCGGAAUCACACCAAAUACCUCCUGGAUCAGUGGUGGUCGCAAAAUUACUACAAUAGGUAGAAAUUUCAAUGUGGUAGACAGUGUGAUUAUUUCGGAUGACCAGAGAUCAAACCUCACCGUCUCUAGGUGUCCUGGAAAUGAAUCUGAAUAUCAUUACUUGACACCAAGCCUGAGCCAUGCAACAGAGAGUAAAGUUGUUGAUAUGAUGUUAAAAGUGGAAACUACCUUUAUACCAUGUGUCAAAUUACACUAUCACCCUGACCCAGUGUUCAUUAACUACCAGCUACACACUGAGCUGGAUCCUGAUCUGGAAUUAAAAAUAUACGUAAGUUUGAAAGUAAUGAACUAUAAUUCCUUAUUUAUAAUAGUUAAAGAAAAUGACAACUUGAAUAUUUCUAAAACUGAGGUAGAGGUUUAUCUGUCAUAUAUGAAUGGUGCACAGACCAAACAGAUAUGGUUCAAUGUCCAAAAUAUUACUAAAAAACCAGACCGUAGCACCAUACUAUGCAAAUUCAAACGGGAAGGAACAGACAAGAUUGAUUUUUCCACAGUGAAAGUUUUUGUCAAAUUGGGAAAUUUUGAGCAUGAAGUCAAACCAACAUCAUCACACAUAUAUUUAUAUGUUCUUAUUUUGCUACCUAUCGUAGUGGGUGUCAUUAUAGCGGCAUUCAUAGUUACUAGAUACAAAUCCAAAGAGUUAACUCGUAAACAGAGUCAACAACUUGAACUGCUGGAAUAUGAGAUUCGGAAAGAAAUACGUGAGGGAUUUGCUGAGCUGCAGAUGGAUGAAUUAGACGUGGUGGAUAGUUUUGGCACCGUUCCCUUCCUUGACUACAAACACUUUGCUCUUAGAACUUUCUUCCCAGAGUCAGGAGGCUUUGCAUCCAUCUUCAGUGAAGACAUGCCACAGAGCAGAGACCAAACGAGCAAGGAUGAAAGCUUCAACAUGUUGCAUGCUUUAAUUUGUAACAAGAACUUUCUUGUUACUCUCAUUCACACCCUUGAAAAGCAGAAAAAUUUCUCUGUGAAAGACAGAUGCUUGUUUGCCUCUUUCCUGACUAUUGCACUACAAACUAAGCUAGUUUAUCUAACCCAUAUUUUGGAAGUGUUGACAAAGGACUUGAUGGAGCAAUCAAGCAAUGUACAGCCUAAGCUCCUGCUCAGACGAACUGAAUCUGUGGUGGAAAAAUUGCUGACAAACUGGAUGUCUGUCUGCCUUUCUGGAUUUCUCCGGGAGACAAUUGGUGAACCUUUCUAUUUGCUAGUGACAACCCUCAAUCAGAGGAUAAACAAAGGACCUGUUGAUGCCAUAACUUGCAAAGCCCUGUACACGCUUAACGAAGACUGGCUGCUGUGGCAGGUGUCUGAAUUCAAAACAGUGGUAUUAAACAUUAUAUUUGAAAAAAUCCCAGAAAAUGAGAGUGGAGAUGCCUGCCAAACUAUCCAAGUUAAUGUUCUGGACUGCGACACCAUAGGCCAAGCCAAGGAGAAGAGCCUUCAAGCUUUCCUUAAUAAGAAUGGCUUUCUCUAUGGUCUUCAGCUGGAUGAAAUUGGUCUUGAACUUGUGUCUGAGGAGCAGCAAAGAGAAUUGUUAGAUAUUGAUGGUUCCUCAGAGGUGAUGGAGGAUGGAAUAAGGAAGCUAAAUACCAUCAGUCAUUACGAGAUUUCAAAUGGAGCAACCAUAAAAGUCUUUAAAAAGAAGGCAAAUACCCGAUCAGAUGUGGACUACUCGGAUGAACACUGUCAUUUGAUUUUACCAGAUUCUGAAGCAAACAAAGAUGUGAAAGGAGCAGGUCACAAAGGAAAGCAAAAAUUCAAAGUGAAAGAAAUGUAUUUGACAAAGCUUCUGUCAACCAAGGUUGCGAUUCAUUCGGUUGUUGAAAAGCUCUUCAGGAGCAUUUGGAGUUUACCCAAUAAUAAAGCACCUGUUGCCAUCAAGUACUUUUUUGACUUUCUGGAUGCCCAGGCUGAGAGCAAAAAAAUCACUGACCCUGAUGUGGUCCAUAUAUGGAAAACCAACAGUCUUCCUCUUCGCUUCUGGGUGAACAUACUGAAGAAUCCCCAAUUUGUCUUUGAUAUUAAGAAGACUUCACAUAUAGAUGGCUGUUUGUCUGUAAUCGCACAAGCUUUCAUGGAUGCCUUUUCUCUAGCAGAACAGACACUGGGGAAGGAAGCACCAACAAAUAAACUUCUCUAUGCUAAGGACAUUCCACUCUACAAGAAGGAGGUGAAAGCGUACUAUAAAGCCAUCAGGGAUCUGCCUCCUCUGACCACUUCAGAAGUUGAAGAAUUUCUAACUCAGGAAUCUAAGAAACACGAAAAUGAAUUUAAUGAGAAAGUGGCCUUGAUUGAAAUCUGCAGAUACAUAACGAAAUAUUAUGAUGAGAUUGUCAGCAAACUCGAGCGAGAACGGGGGUUUGAAGAAGUCCAGAAACAGCUCCAGCAAGUAAAAGCCUUAUUUGAUGAAAAGAAAAAAUGCAAAUGGCUUUGAGCAGAGCACUGACUCACAGCGUCACUGUGGGGGAUUUUAAAUAAGCGCUACUGCUCCC